AAACAAGCCUCCACACCCUGCAGUCUAGGGAAGUUCCUCUGCAUUCUUGCAAUACUCACACACACACACACACACAGAGCGAAGCAAAUAGACAGAAAGCUGUGAGGACUGUGAGGGGGUGUGGUGUGGUGGGCCUGCCGGAGGCCUGCUGAAGGACUGGAGACCAGACGCUCAUCACCCAGGCCUUGCCAGUGCCAUCAUGAGUAAGGUAGGAUGCGACAAAGGUGGAGGAAGUAUUGUCGAGGAGAACCUUGAGAAGUCAUCUCGUGACAAGGCCCCAGUUGCUGUGGCAACAGAGCCGGGAUGGACGAAGAUUAGCUGCCCCUGUUGUGUGUCAGAGUGGGUUGAGCCUCUGGUUCUGGUGAAACUUGGCGAGAAGGUCCGUCCCGAGACUAAAAGGUGGCUCCUCAAGCUGAUUGGUGCUCCUCAGAAAGAUGGAGGUGCAGCAUUACUGGCCCACCCAGGCGAAGAUGCCACUGGGGAUAUCAUCAUGAUCUCUGCCCCACGGUGCACAUUGCUACAAGCCACCGAGGAGUUGGGGCUGUGUAAAACGUACAACACCGGGGAAAUGGAGACGUUCUCAUACGACGACAGAGACAACUUUACGCACUCAGACAACAUGGAGAUCUUCCUGACACUGGCUGAGAAACAGUACAUUGUAAAGUAUGAGCUGGAGGGUCUACGUGCACAGAGGGAUGUGAGGAUACCAGGACUAGAUGACAAAUACACACUUCACCACCGAGACAACAUCUGGCAGAAGAUGAGCUCCGCUGGUGUGGUUGUGGACACAUUUCCUCUUCAUAACCGGGUUCAACUGAAAGAGCUCGGGAAAUCCUGGUACUCUGGGAACCGGCUGUCACAACCACUGGAUUCAGUCAACGCAUAUUUUGGAAGCACAAUGGGCUUCUACUUCAGUUUCCUUGAUUUCUACACCUGGUCUCUGCUGCCACCUGCAAUACUGGGCCUUUCCAUCACAUACCUCUCCAGUGAGGUGCAGAAGGAAGCGGUGGAGGCAAUGGCUGGCUUGGAGGCCGAGAUCCACAAGGAAGAGUCUGGACUUGCCAUCAGCGGUCACAUGGUCCAGGCUGUGUUCAGCAUGCUGUGGUCCACUGUCUUCAUGGAGCUGUGGAAGCGUCGCAGCUCAUCCUUGUCUUACCGCUGGGGGACCCUUCACCUCGCCGAGCGCUUCGCAGAGCCUCGGCCCAGUUUCCACGGUGACCUUGGGGUGAACCCUGUCACGGGCCGUGUGGAGCCCCUGUUUCCUGAAUGGCAGAGGGAUCUGCGAAUGGCACUGGUCUCCAUCCCUGUGGUUGGACUAUUUCUGGGGAUGGUGGUCCUUGGUAUGCUGUGUUUCUACUGGGGGGAAAACCAGGUGAUGCGGCUCCAUGAGGAAUGGGACUCAGUGGUGUCGCAGAUGUUGCUCUAUGCACCCUCCGUGCUUCACAUUGUCUACACCAAUGUGCUGGCUACUCUUUACAAAACAGUGGCCCAAUCGCUGACUGAAUUUGAGAACCAUAGAGAAGAGUCUGCCUUCCAGAACCACCUAACAGCCAAAGUCUUGGUGUUCACAUUCUUCAACUACUUUGCAGUCCUGUUCCACAUUGCAUUCGUCAAGCAGGAUGUGGCUUUGCUCCGUAAGCGCCUGGCCUCUUUGCUGCUCAUUACCCAGUUGGUGAACCAGGUGACUGAGGUGGUAGUACCCUUCCUGGUGGACCGCUUCGUGAGCGCUCCCCACAGGACGGAGAGUGAAGAUGACCCAGAGGAGGACAAAUUUAGAAAUCAAAUCAAACUGCCUGUGUUCCCGGGCCUGUUCGCAGAGUACAUUGAGCUCCUGGUCCAGUUUGGCUAUCUGAGUCUUUUCUCGUGUGUCUACCCUCUGACGGCUGUGCUGCUGCUCAUCAACAACGUGACAGAGAUCCGCUCUGACGCCUACAAAGUCUGCAAACUCUUCCGCAAGUCCUUCUCCGCCCCUGUGGCCAACAUGGGUGUAUGGCAGAUUGCUUUUGAGGUCCUGAGUUUCGUCGCGGUCAUGUCGAACUGCUGGCUGCUGACACUGUCGCCACAGUUGCAAAGGUUGCAUGACGAGGGCCACAUGAGCAGCACCAACAUUGUGCUGAUGGCUAUUACGGCCGAGCAUGUUCUUAUCAUCGUCAAGGUGAUUGUUGCAGCCCUGAUUCCAGAUGAACCAGACUGGAUCAGGAAGAAGAGAGCCCACAUGCAGUACACAUCCAUGCAGGCUUUAAGACAGCAGAACUUGCCAUCUGAGGAGGCCCAAAUCUCUUUCAAUGUGUGAGGUAGCGACACCCAAGAAAAACAAAUUUGAGUUUUAUUGGCAUGUUUCUGUGCAUACGUCAUAGGUAUUUUUAAAGGUGGGAUUUUACACUUUGGAGACAAGUCACAUGCUGGUAUUUUAGUGAAAUGGGGGCUGGGGGGAUUUUAUAUCAAAUUCAUACCAGAGAAAUAUAUGAGCCUUCGAUGAACAAAAUAAUAUCCAAUGUGACUAAAAAGGAAGACAAACUGCAAAGUAGAAGGUCAAAGGGUGAAUUAUAGCAAUGAAGUAUAUGUACGGAAAGGGAUGAAUAUAAGACAAAAAAAAGUUCCAAAAGCAAAGUCGUUUUGAACAGGAAAGGCCCCUUGUCGCUUGAUAUUCUAAGGCCUAAGAGCACCACUUAAAUUUGUCUUCAAAGUCCCAACUGGCAGCUUUAAUUCCACCAAGUUUGUUGCUUUUACCCCACAUGGUGCUUCAACAAUGUCCACUCUGGAAGUUGCACUUCCACAUCACACAUACACUAAAAGUACAAUUCAGACUUUAGAGGGUCAAUGUGCAAACUGAAUGUAUUUACUAUUUGCUGCAUAGGAAAUGCCUUUAAAAUAAGGUUUACAUUAUAUAGGUUGAAAGGUCAGAGAGAGGCGAAAUAUUUAUUACCAUGCUGACACUGUUUUCUUGACGAGAUUUUUGUUUCGCAUGUUGUCCAAAAUGAUCGAAGCUACAGUGAGUGACGAAAGGUAAAUGUCACCAUAAACAGCAGUUUACUUCAAAAACUCUUUUUUUUUUUUUUAAAUUGUAACCUAGAUAUCAUCUAGGAUUUUUGUAAUAAUCACAACAGAAUGUGUUUUCUGGAUUUUGGCAGUGAUUUUCAGAUCGCACUAUAGAGGAGAUAAUAGCUCAGCAAUACACGCAACAUGAUUUGGUAAAAAUUCCCCUGAAAUUACAAAAAGCAGAUAAUGAUGCUGCCAAUAUAAAAAUAGAAAAAAAAAAGUUAUUGUUGAAAGUAACAAGCAUAAACUAAACUAACAGACCACGUCUUGUACUUUGCAAUUAUAUGUGCUUUUGUUCAUCAGUUGUAGCGCUUUUAUGCACUUAUUUUGUAUUGUGCCUCUAGUGACUGCUUAACUCAGCAGUAUUACUACUGAUUCAUCUUCUACUUUGUGCUGUUCACGCUUUAGUGCUGGGAGAUUGAAUGUGGCAAAUCAUACAAUGUGUAUUCUUCUUCCAAAGAAUGGCUUCAACAAUGGCACCUAGCAGUUUUAAACAAAGUAGUUAUUCAACUUCUAACCACUAGUAGGCGCUUCAAGACUAAGUGUCCUUGCAAUUUCGUCAGGGUGUCUGGUCAAAAGUGGGUAUGAACAUGGGCUGUAUCACAAUAAAGAAGAGUAAAAAAGGUUA
Messenger RNA from Syngnathoides biaculeatus (alligator pipefish), 3667 nucleotides. RefSeq names its product anoctamin 10b (gene ano10b). The transcript has 16 exons. Gene Ontology annotation, cellular component: plasma membrane. Gene Ontology annotation, molecular function: chloride channel activity. Gene Ontology annotation, biological process: chloride transmembrane transport. NCBI's taxonomy places the organism in Eukaryota, Metazoa, Chordata, Actinopteri, Syngnathiformes, Syngnathidae. The record is from RefSeq and is a predicted model, not a curated record. Bases 200 to 2293 code for a protein of 697 amino acids.